AUGAAGUCAGUAUCGUUCAAUCUGGGUGCUGAUGUGGUGAGCUCUGAUGAGCCACCUUCCACGGAGGGCGCAGGAGAGGAUAACGAAUCGGACUGGACUUGCGACUGUGCUAUAUGCCUGGGAGAAUUCGAGAAUGAUGAAAUGGUUUGCGAACUUAAAUGUGGUCACAUUUUUCACGAAGAAUGCGUUCACGGGUGGUUCGUCAGUUCUCGCAAACCUCGUUGUCCUGUAUGCAGGAUGGAGGUUAAAUCUGAGAAGGACGAUGUAGAGGACGUCGAGCAAUCCUCUAACGUGCCUGAGCAAUCUGUCUCCGACCUCGAAGGCAGCGAUGGGUUGACUCAUAGAAUGCAACCCGUGAUUGCGAUUUAA
This is a messenger RNA of Perkinsus marinus ATCC 50983, 369 nucleotides long. RefSeq names its product RING-H2 finger protein ATL2E, putative. Bases 1 to 369 code for a protein of 122 amino acids. Lineage: Eukaryota; Perkinsozoa; Perkinsida; Perkinsidae. The transcript has 4 exons. The record is from RefSeq and is a predicted model, not a curated record.